Syngnathus acus (greater pipefish) is the source of this 3996-nucleotide messenger RNA. RefSeq names its product zinc finger protein 385C-like. Gene Ontology annotation, molecular function: nucleic acid binding; zinc ion binding. The coding region runs from base 1534 to 2868 and encodes 444 amino acids. Gene Ontology annotation, cellular component: nucleus. NCBI's taxonomy places the organism in Eukaryota, Metazoa, Chordata, Actinopteri, Syngnathiformes, Syngnathidae. The transcript is spliced from 8 exons. The record is from RefSeq and is a predicted model, not a curated record.
UGUGUUUAGUUGGAUGAAACUCGCCAUUCCCGAAUAGAUGCUCGGUAAUUUUCUUUUCCUGCACACCUGUUUUGACACGAGGCCAUUCAUCACCCUCGCCCGCUGCCAUUCCUCUCAAGCAAAAGCUGUAAUGAGCCAAUGCAGGCCACAUCUAAUGUUGAUGUAGGGAGCUGUCUCAUUCCAUCAGCUCAACGCGCGUAUUUAGCCGCUCCGCACAAUAUUCAAUUAAUUCAGUCGCCGCUGUUUAAUGUCUCGCUUGCUCCGACCUCAUUUUGUCAUCAUCACAAUCGUAUUGGCAUUUUGCACAUGUGUCAGAAAAUAACCUUUAGCCACGGUCAGUUAUCCUUCAAAGUUUGCCAGUCACCCUGUCGGCAAAGGGAAACUCGAGCAUGUUGCUCUUUGGAUUAUGCAUUUUCAUAUCAGACACAAUUAAUUCUACAAGCUUUUUUUUUAACUCCCUUUCUAUUUUUUGCUCGAGACAAAACGAGCCAAGUCAAUUAAGGUGACGCUUAGCGUCAUUCCGCCUGCUCUGCGAUUAAAGGACCCUAAUAAUACCCGUUCUCGCAGCUGAACUAACAUUCCCUUUUAUUUAGCUGCAUGAAGCAGUUGCGAAUGAAAUGAGGUUUAAUAGGGUCAUUCUCCGUGAGGGGCCCCCUUUGGAAAUGGGAAUGGAGCAAACCACUUUCUAUUAUCACCGUUUGAUAAACUCCACGGUCUCAAAGGAGAUAUUCUCUCCUCUCCCCUGAGAUAGCCUUGCCCCCCGCCCCACCCCCUAGCUCCGCCCCUGCUGAGUAUCACAACCAAAAAGUCUAAAUUCUGAACCUGCAUGCGCGCUCAACCUUUGGUAUUUUUUUAACAGGAGCGCUGAUGUCAUCAAUCUCAUUAAUGACAUCCCAAUCCAAGCACAUCUGUUGUGCAAAUGAGUUUGGUUUCCUUCUAAAUGCGCCUUCCGCUAUUCCUUUUUUGCCAUGUAGCAUGCUUGCCAUCUUGCAAAGAAUAACACUAAUAAAUCCUUCCCAUUGUUUUCAAGUAAUCCCGGGAAGGAAAGACAUUAUGGUUGAGUGUCCUCAAGGGGGGGAGCGUGCAGGUGGCAGUUCUGAAUAGAAAUCUGUGCUGGAGGGAGGAAGAGGAAAAGGAGGAGGGGGGGAUGAAGGAUGUUGCUCAUAGCCAACCUCUCUCGUUCUCUCUCUCUCUCCUCCCUUUCCCACUCGCUCGCUCCAUCCUUUGCUGUGGUGCGUUCUCACGCACCCAGAAGAGUAACGCACUUGCUCUUCACGCACACUCAGCAUCCCGCUUUCCCUGCGUCGUCUCCGAAAGGGGGCGGGGGGUGGGAAGGGUACGGGGACCGGCCGAGCAUGGCGCUUUUUAAUUGCGAGGUGUACCGCCCGGCGCUCUGGAUGGACGCCACAAUGUGACGCUGACUGAGAGGACGGCCAUUUCAAAAGGAGGACGCGAUUUGCCCCAAAAGUUCCUGAUGAGAGUUCAACUGACAGAAGUUGAGUGACUAGCGGAAGAAUCCCAAAACAAGCGGAGAUGCUCUUAGGUGCGCUGUCCCACAACCAGGUCCACCCUCUCCUGGGUUCCCUGCAACUGUCGGCCCAAGCGAGCCUCCAGCCGCACAACCACUUGGAGCACUUCUUGCCCCUCAGGAUCAGCACCUCCUCGCCCCUCAGCCUUUUCCCAAAUUUCAACGUGAUGGAUCCCGUGCAAAAGGCAGUGAUCAACCACACCUUCGGCAUCGCCCCGCCUAAGAGAAGAGCCACUAUCACCUGUAAUAUUUGUCACCUGCGCUUUAACUCCACUAACCAGGCCGAGGCCCACUACAAAGGUCACAAGCACACUCGCAAGCUGAAGGCCAUGGAGACCCAGAGGAACCGGCAGAAGAACAAGCCCAAGCCAGCCGCAGCGGAGAAAGAGAAGGGGACGGCGGGAGGAAGUGACACGCAAACAGACUUGAAUUUAAACGACACAACAGAUUUAUCAAGCACAACGGCACAAGUGGAAAAACGCCACGGGAGUUCCCCAGUCCCCGCCGCCCCCACUACAGACUCCUCUACAAACCAAUCUCCUCAACUGUCCCAGCAAUUCCCUCACAGCCCGCCGCUUCCCAAUCUAACACAAGAGGAGACACCUUUAGAAGGCCGCGGAAUACCUCCCGCUUCGGCAGAACCACUCGACGCUCAAGGGCAUCCUGUUGUCAAGGAAGAAGACAAGGAGGGGGUUGGGGCGGUGGAGGAUAAGGAAGGCAACAAAAAACAGCUCCAUUGUCCCACUUGCAAAGUGACGGUGAACUCCAGCUCCCAAUUGGAAGCUCAUUGUAGUGGUUCUAAACACAAGCAGAUGCUGCACAGCCCCAACAGCAGCCGCUCGCACCGCAGGCCGAAGAGGACAUCGUCGCCGAGACGCCCCUGCCGAAUAAUUAAGCAGCGGAUGGUCGGCAACAAGACCAAGUUGGUGACGGGUGUCACCGGCCAGCGUUUUCACUGUCAGCUGUGCCAAGUGGCCGUCAACUCUGAGUCACAGCUCAAACAGCACAUGAACAGCAGGAGACAUAAAGAGCAUUUGGCCGGGAAGCCUGUGAAGGUGAAGUCCAAAUUCACACCCUUUAAUAAACUGCAGCCCAGCACCGCAUUCGCGACAAAGCUGGCCUUGCAGAAGCAGCUGUCCAAGGCCCUGCCGGCAGGGUUGCUGACCAGCGCCCUCAACCCAGCUGCUCUGUGCACUCUGGCGUCCUCGCCGCUGGCAUUACGGCUGCCGCAGGGUCCCGCAGCCAUCGUCCACAGUCCGCUGAUAAGCCCCGCCCUCUUCAGGCCUGCCCCGGGACCCCUCAGGGCCACGCACCCGGCCAUUAUUUUCUCUCCUUAUUGACAAUGAGGACAAAAAUUUUACAUUUGACACAUCAUCGGUACAGUAUGCACACUGACCAAAAGUGCUACCUCGACUUAUGACAUUUACAAGUCUUUCGACUCAAGAUGUAAAUAAAUUAAUGAAUUCAUAAGUCAAGGAAUAACUAUGUGAGGACCAUGACUCAAGUGUUUGAGUGCAUGUUCCCUAGUAGGGGUCUAAAUCUUAUUGGAAGCCAUAAUAGUGAAUAUAUUUUGUUUUAUUUAUGAGAACAAUCUGCCAUUACACAAGAGUGGGCACGUGUUAAAACUUUUAUGUGAGCUCUCUAGUACUCUGGGAAAAACAGUAUCAUUCCUGGAUUAGGUUCCGUGUAUAAAUCACUUGUCUUACUGAUCAAAAACAGAAUUGUUUGGUCGUGAACAUCAAAUAUGUAAUGAACCCCGUUCCGUCUUUCUGUUUGUCUUUCGCUGACUUGUGCCAUAAUACAAAGCCAAGAACUUUCACUAUACUUGGUGAAUGUAGUUUGAUUUCAUCAAUUAAUAACAGUGGAAACUAUAUUGGACAUGAGCCAUUAAAGUAGGGAUGGGGAACCUUUUACCCCACAUUCUUCAAAUACUUUAAUUUUAUGUACUUUGAGAUGCUUUUUGUGUAACACGAAGACGCAGUGACAAAAAUUCUAUUUCAUGAGUCAUACCAAUCUGUAAAAUAUUUUUUAAUAGCUUUUUCCAUCCUGAGCACAAAAACUGCCGUAACUGUUCAUCAAGUGCAAUAAUGUAGGCUACUAUGAUAAAUGUGUUGAGUGUGUAUAAUGUAUUCAUUUGUAUGUAGUAUUAUUAUUACGUGGCUGUGGUUGUGUUCAUUUCCACUGCAUUGAAACAAUCACAAAAAUGUAUGCACUGGAAGUACUACAGUGCAAGUGGGCACAUGUAUAUUUUGGAAAUUAUUUGCUCAGAUCAGCCAUGGAAUUCUAAAAGUUUGUUCUAAGAUCAGUUGCCAAAGCAAUUAACCUCGCUAGCAUGUACUCUUGAGCCAAAAUGAAUAAUUAUAUGAUCGUAUUUUUGUUUUAAAAAAAUGCAGAUAAAUUGUUUUUUGGCUGUACUAAAUUUUCCUCCAAUUCUGUUGUGAGCCAAUAAAUAUGAAAAUAUUUCGUGU